AUGAGUAUGAAUCUGAAUGAUGAUUUAGUUGCAGAGAUCAUCUCCUACCUGCCUUUGAAACUUGCUAUUCAAUGUAAAGUUAUAAGCAAGAAUUUUAAUCGAUGGAUCUCUGAUCCUAAAUUUUGUAAAACUUUGUUCCAACAUCAAAAGUUGUCAACACUAGUUUUGGCUUAUAAAGUAAAUGGUGAAACCAGUGGCUUACAAAAAUACUUCAAAAACCUUAGUAUCCCAACAAUCGAUGGCCCGUUUCAUACUGAACCCUUUGGAUUUAGGAUUGUGGCUGAAUCCAAGGGUCUGCUUCUACUUGUCUUUUCUCGACUUGGGCUAUUCUGUAUUUUCAAUCCUAUAACUGGAGCUCAUCAAUUCAUACCAUACCCUGACCAUUAUCGUCGUAGGGUAAUUGAUCAUGCACGCUUAUUUGUUGAUUACCCUGCUUCAGAUCAAUAUAAAUUGGUAACCCUUGAGAUACUGGAUCAACGAAAACCAAAAUAUAAAAUUCAUAUACUUGAGCCAUAUGGGUUAAUGUGGCGUGAAUUUCAACUCACAAGGGCUAAAAGGAUUAGUAUUAAAAAACCUGAGCACGGUUCCCUCUUGCAUUGGGUCAUACAUGAUGGACUUAUUCUUGUUUUUGAUGCAAAGAGAGAAGAGGCUACAAUUCUUAACCCGUCCAAGUUCAUCAGUAUUCAUCAUAAGCCAAAUCCAAAUGCGAGGAUCUGGCACUGUUCCAGUCGAAAGUUAGUUAUGGUGCAAGGACAGCUUACAUUCGUUCAUACCUACCACAAAUGGACAAUCAUUGCUGUUUAUAAUUUUGAAAGCAGAAAUUGGAGAGUUUCCCCUGCUUUCGAGCCACGCACUUAUGCUUGUCUUCCAAUCUACAUUGACGGUAAAGAGGUCCUAUUCCUAGUUGGUGGUGGAUAUCUGUAUGAAUAUGAUUUUGAUAGGAAUACAAUCAAAAAAGUUGCAGAUUAUAGCGACAUAAGCUAUGGAGUUCCUUCUGUCAUCUAUCCCUUCAAACCAUCACUAGCCUCUGUCCAUGAGACACUCGCUGGAACAGUUUAUGCUAACCAUCUCCCCAGCAUUAUUGCAAUCUUAGAUGAGCUCAAAAGAUGUAUUACCAUCUAG
This is a messenger RNA of Solanum stenotomum, 1122 nucleotides long. RefSeq lists its product as uncharacterized. The record is from RefSeq and is a predicted model, not a curated record. Gene Ontology annotation, molecular function: protein binding. Lineage: Eukaryota; Viridiplantae; Streptophyta; Magnoliopsida; Solanales; Solanaceae. Bases 1 to 1122 code for a protein of 373 amino acids. The transcript has a single exon.